Molecule: messenger RNA, 2741 nt
Organism: Pyricularia oryzae 70-15
Lineage: Eukaryota; Fungi; Ascomycota; Sordariomycetes; Magnaporthales; Pyriculariaceae
Product: protease
Exons: 2
Coding region: 877-2412 (511 amino acids)
Biological process (GO): proteolysis
Molecular function (GO): serine-type endopeptidase activity
Source: RefSeq, a predicted model, not a curated record
AGUGCAGUCCAGUCCAGUCCACUGCCAAAACACAACGCUUCUGCAACGACUGCCACGCAGACGCACAAGCCAUCAUGCCCGUAAACCACGUACCCAGUUUACAGAACACACGCCCCCGGUUCCCUCUCUUCCCGUUGCCGAAUCCUCUGAUACCCCCUUGCAGACAAACCGCGUACGGCAAGUUGAUGAUUCAGGGACCCUCUCUCUUCCCAAUAUCCGCCCCAUGGUCAACAAUCAUGCCCGCAUCCUCAGACGACGGGCCUCACACACCGGGGACGCCUUCCUGGGCACCUGGGCAGAAGCCCUGUCUCGUCACUCGGGGGGUGUCACUCCACGGCCCCAAGGGGGUUGCCAUAUAUCGGCAUUGAUCUUAAUCAAGCUGCCACAGCUCCUUUAUUACUAGAGCUUCCGCCUCCCCUUCAGGUCGGAAUGUGAACUUCUUUGUUUCUUCCGUAGGAGCAUGCAGCAGGCGCAGCAAGUUUAGACAGUCCUUCCUUUUUCCUUUUACCCCCCUUUUUCUUCCCUUUCCCAACUUCCGUUCUUCAGCUUCCGCUUGGGGGGAGAUCAGCCUCUUUGUUCCCGCUUAUACCGGACGCUCCCGCACCCACAGCCUUUUCUUGUUCUUUGCAUUAGAGCUUACGCCUACUACACGACAACCCGCCGACGUGCCGCGUGUGUAGCAUCUGUUCGCCUUCAUUACCGUGCUCUGGGAGUAUUUAUAUUCGACUUUUACCUUGCUGUACAACAACUCUUCACGCCUCUCCUAGUAGAGCUAGACAGGCCUUUCUUUUUAAUCGGAGACAGACAGCUUGUUUUACUGUAUCCAUCUAAGCUUUCGCUGCCCGCUCAAAAACAUCAACAACUUAAUCCGACAAGAUGGCUCCUAUCUCCUCGAUACUCGCCCCCUUCGCCGCCCUCGCUGGGUUGGUCGCCGCUCUCCCCAGCAACUUCCCCGGCUCUGAGAAGUUUGCUGGCGUCCCUGUUUCCAACAUCAACGCCUUGAACGUCAUCCCCCAGAGCUACAUCGUUGUCUACAACAGCACCUUCGACUCCAAGAUCAUCGAUGACAGCCAAGCCAUGGCCAUGGCCAAGGUUGCCGAGCGCAAUCUGGGCAAGAGGUCAGAAGACGGCCGUGACAUGUCAACAACAGCAACGACCUGCCAAAUCGGAACCUGGAGGGGUUUGAUGCUUGACGCUGAUGACCAGACGAUUAUGGAGAUCAUGGCGGACCCGGCAGUCCGCUAUGUGGAGGCAGAUGCAGCUAUGAACAUCUUGAUCGACGAGGAGGCUUCCGAGAUGCCUCCCCCAGCCGAAAUCACAGAGAUGCAAGCCAUUGCCAGGCGCGCGGAGCAGACCGAGACCGGAGCUCCUAAUGGUCUUGCCCGCCUCAGUCAGUCUGAGCCUAACCCUGGCACCUCUGGCACAUACAGGUUUGAGGAUUCCGCUGGUGAGGGCAUCACCGUCUACAUUGUCGACACCGGUAUCCGCGCCACCCACACCGAGUUCGAGGACCGCGCUACUUUUGGUGCCAACUUUAUCGACCAGGUGGACACCGAUCAGAACGGCCACGGAUCGCACUGUGCCGGAACCAUUGGCGGUAAGACCUUCGGUGUUGCAAAGAAGGCUACCCUGGUUGGCGUCAAGGUUUUGGGCGCCAGCGGCGGUGGUUCCAACCGUGGAGUCAUUCAGGGCAUGCAGUUCGUUGCCAACGACGUUACCCAGAAGAACCUUGCUCGCAAGGCUGUCAUGAACAUGUCUCUUGGUGGCAGCAAGUCUACCGCUGUCAACGAGGCCAUCAACUCCAUGAUCAAGGCUGGCGUCGUGGCCGUUGUUGCUGCCGGCAACGAGAACGACGAUGCAAGCAAAUCCAGCCCGGCGUCCGCUCCUGGUGCCAUCACCGUCGGUGCCAUUGACCAGAAGAAUGACCGCAAGGCAUCAUUCUCCAACUUCGGCACUGAUGUCGACAUCUUCGCACCUGGUGUUAACGUUCUCUCCGUCGACGCCAAGAGCGACACGGGCUCCAAGACCCUUUCGGGUACUUCGAUGGCCUCACCUCACGUUGCUGGACUCGCUGCAUACCUGAUGGCUCUUGACCCCACUCUCACUGCUGGCGGCGGUAUUGAGACUGUUGCUGGCAAGGUCGACGCUAGGAUCAAGGAGCUCGCCAAGGCUAUGGGCGCCCAGGUCGGGCAGGCUCCCGCCGGCACCACUACUCUCAUCGCCAACAACGGCAAGACCGGCAACGGUGCUGGCAACGGCACUGCCGCCGCCGCCCCUGCCGACAACGCAGACGCCGCCCCUGCCACUGGCGCUACCCGUCGUCUGCGCAAGGCCCAGAGGCUUACAUUCCAACGCAUGCAGCAAUUCCAGAGGCAGCAAAUCCAGAGGCAGCAAAGCCAGAGGCAACAAUAGAAGAAACAUUACCUUGAUUGGUGAGGUGGAGAAUGAGCGCAUCUUCAAAUCAAACCACAGACAGACAUUGGGUCACGGUGUUUUUGCUUUUUCAUAACUGUCUUCAUUUGUCUUCAUAGCGGAGUCGAGGCUAUAAUCUGUCUUGGGGAAUGGGACUGUCUAUCUCGCUUGGUUGGCCCCGCCAGCCCAGGGCCGUGCCCAUCACAUUUCUAGAAGCGAUCUCAUUUACAUGUACAUAUAUUUAUGGCGCUCAUAUGGCGCUCGUACCGCAUAUACUAGAGAUCAUUCCAGCACUCCAUGAAACUGCUCAUCAUCGUGUGUGACUACCC